Messenger RNA from Oncorhynchus tshawytscha (Chinook salmon), 3342 nucleotides. Its product is annotated as E3 ubiquitin/ISG15 ligase TRIM25. Bases 177 to 1535 code for a protein of 452 amino acids. The transcript is spliced from 9 exons. Lineage: Eukaryota; Metazoa; Chordata; Actinopteri; Salmoniformes; Salmonidae. Gene Ontology annotation, molecular function: zinc ion binding. The record is from RefSeq and is a predicted model, not a curated record.
AGGUCACGAGAGAGUUCACUUUCGGUUCCCUGGUAAGAAUAGUCGAAGAACAAUUGUAAGUGCCUGAAUCAUGUUCAUUGGAGAUACCGGUAUGGCAAGGAAUGGGACAGGCUAAAUAAGAAUUUGUGAAAUACGGUGUCCUCUAUAAUAGACGUAAGCUUCCUCCCCUUCCCAUCAUGGCUACCUCCAUGGAUCAGUCCACUGUUCUUGAAGAUGAGCUCACCUGUCCCGUGUGCUUGGACCUGUUCCGGGACCCCCACCUGCUGCCUUGUGGCCACAACUUCUGCCUCCUCUGCGUCCGCCGCCUCAAAUGCCAGGCAGAGCGAGGUCGCUUCCGUUGCCCAGAGUGUCGCGAGAGCCACCGCUGCUCCGCAGCCUCGCAGAAGAACUUCAAGCUGGCCAACAUCGCCGACGACUACCGCCUCCGGGGACAGGCAGCGUUGUCAAGACCACAACAACCAGAUGGUGGCCGCCCGGCAACAGCCAAGACCCCUGUGUCCGUGCCCUGUGACUACUGCCGCCCAGGGGACAUUAGCGAGGCGGGGAAAGGGGAACCUGGAGCUCCCGGGGCUGGAGGAGAGGUGGUGUUUGCGGUGAAGACGUGUCUGAAAUGCGAGGUGUCCAUGUGUCAGGAGCAUGUGAAGCCCCACCUGGAGCUACCUGCAUUUAGGGAGCACCCCCUGACCGAGCCCCUGGGAGACCUGAGGAAGAGGAAGUGUCCCGAACAUGAUGAGAUGUACCGCUACUACUGCAUGGACGACAGGAUGUGUGUCUGUAAUGCCUGUACCAUAGAGGGGGGCCACGCCGGACACACCAUCAAGACCCUGAAGAACACCAUGAAGGGUCUGAAGGGCAUUCUGGAGACCCAGCUACAGAAGGUGGACAGGAAGUUGAGCAAAGCAGAAAAAACUCUCCAGGAGCAGAAAGUGGAGGAACAAAUUAACAAGAAGUUCCUGGAGGACUCGGACCAGCGGAUCAUGACGGUGGGGGAGGAGUUACAGGUCCACCUGGAGGGCUUGCUCACAGCCUUAAGGGACUGUACCCGCUCCCAAGAGAGCGAGUGUGGCCCCAACAUCCAGCGGAACAUAGCCAAGGUGACCCAGGAUCACGCUCGUCUGCAGGAUGUCCACAGCAGAAUCCAGAACCUCGCCCAGGAGAACGACCCCUUCCGCUUCCUAGAGGCAUACAAAUCAUCAAGCAAAAAUGUCUGCAGGCAGUUGAAGAAGCCCCUCUUCUACCCAGAGUAUGUUGGUGUGGACACUGAAGGCCUGGCUGAGGCCCUGGAGGUUAAGCAGGAUGACUUCCUCACUAAUGUACGCUCCUGCAUCUCUCAAUUCAUCGACGAUAUCUGUCCUUCAGUCAGGGAAGAGCCGGACACUGGAGGAGAGGAAGAUGAAGAUGACGACGAGGAGGAUGACAGUGAUGGAGAUGAACAAGAGGAGGAGAUGAGCGAGGAAGAGGAGGAUAUACACGACCACGAGUCAGCAGACGAACUCUACGGUGAGGAAGAUGAAGAGGAGAUUUAUUCGAACUGAUUAAAUGAUUAUGGGGUGAAUUGUCAAAUCCAUUCUUCCAUUUAAGUCAAACCGUCUCUCAUAGCCUCCCACUGACAUCAAUAUUUGACUAUCUAAAAAAUUUACUUUGAAUUUAGGAUUUUCCCAACCAUUUUGGGAAACCUUUCAAAUAUUAUACAUUCUAUAUCAAUGUUUCGAAGGGGAGAUGUAUAUGGGUGCAUGGAACCAUAUUUCAUAUAUAGUGCACUACUUUUGACCAGGGCUAUUCAACUAUAUUCUUACAGAUGUAAAAAAGGUUAAUUGCAGGGGGGGCAGACAUUUUCCACAUAUGUUUAGUUUAAGGAAGAACUGUUUAAAAAAUAAAAGCACACACCAGUAAAGUACUUUUCUUAAAUUGUUGCUAAAAUGAAUUAGGAAAGAAGUGGAUGUCGCUCAACCAAUGUGGUUAGAGGUGCAACCCAAAAAUGUAAUAAUUGAAAAGGAAAAGGCGCAAUGUUCGCUCACCAUUUAAAGCUUCUUAAAAUUAAUUAGGUCAUUUUAAAUUCUGAAAACAAAGCAUCUCAAAAAAUAACACACAUAUGUCAUGUCCGGUAAUGCCAAAUUCCAGUCUGAAGGAAGUAUGCUUUGAAUUGAUUUCCCUCAGUCAUUUGGUGCGUUUUUUUGUCACACUUCCUCUAGCAAGUCCUCGUGGGCUUCAGAGAGGGAAACAGAAGGCAUGUACGUGUGCUUAGCUUUCAGAAAUGGGGUCAAAAAGUAUUUGUUCCCUUAAACCGUUAAAAUGCUAGAGCCAAACUCAUAUAAAGAAAGAAGAAUCCAAAUGUCACAUAGGUGCUAGAAACCAUAGUGCUUGUCAUUUUGGCACUGAAUGUCGGAUUUUCACAAUUGAUCAAAGGGCCAGUCUAAAUAAAUAAACGGGACGGAUCUGGCCCGCAGGCCACCAGUUGAAUAGCCCUGAUUUAGGCAGUAGGGUGCCAUUUGGGAUGAAGACUAUAUUUUUGUAGUUCAAGAUUAUACUGUUAUAGCUAAACACUGGGUUUCUAAUUCUAACCUCAAACUGUUUUAUUUUUUGACCAAAGCACUUGUUCCUAACCUGACUGGUGUGCCAGAUGGGUGGGGUUUGCAGUUUUAGAUAUACUCCAUUGCUUUCAUUAAACUAGGCAAACUCAAUCAAGUACAGUAUUUGAAAUUAUUUUAAAUGUUUUUUAGACCCAGGUCUGGGGCCAUAGUCAUAAAACACCUCAGUGUAGGAGUUUUGCCUUUUUAGAUCAUAAUGAAUAAGUUAAUAUUGACAGGGGGAACCUGUUCCUAGAUCUGAAAUCCUACUCUGAGACGCUUUAUGAAUACAGGACCUGGUCUAGUAUAUAGUGCAUUCGGGUAAGGAUUCAGAGACCCCUCAACUUUUUCCAUAUUUUUGUUACAUUUUAGGAUAAGGCUGUAAUGUAUUAAAUUUGUUUUUUCCCCCCCCAAAUUCAAUUUACACAAAAUACCCCAUAAUUAUAAAGUAAAAAUAAGUUUCUAGACAUUAUAGCAAAUGUAUAAAAAAGAAAACGGAAAUCACAUUUACUUAUGUAUUCAGACCCUUAACUCGGUACUUUGUUGAAGCACCUAUGGCAGCGAUUACAGCCUCGAGUCUGCUUGGGUAUUACGUUACAAGCUUGGCACACCUGUAUUUGUGGAGUUUUAUCCAAUUGUCUCUGCAAGGCCUUUCAAGCUCUGUCAUGUUGGAUGGGGAGCAUCUCUCUAUAGAUGUUUGAUCGGGUUCAAGUCUGAGCUCUGGCUGGGCCACUCAAGGACAUUGAGACUUGUCCCGAAGCCACUCCUGCAUUGU